Molecule: messenger RNA, 1728 nt
Organism: Angiostrongylus costaricensis
Lineage: Eukaryota; Metazoa; Nematoda; Chromadorea; Rhabditida; Metastrongylidae
Source: the annotation of a GenBank genome assembly
AUGCAAAAUUUAUUUGAUGAACUGUUGAGGAAGGUAGAGAAAGAUAAAGACAAAGACAAGGAUGGAAAGAAAGAUAAAAAGAAAGAGGAGAAGGAAGUGAAGGUGAUACCUAUCAUACAAACUGAGGAUGUUAAUGGUAACGACAAUGGCCCCCCUCCGGAUGCUCCUCCUCCAACAUCGCUGAAGAAGAGUAACUAUGGUGGAGGAAAUUUAGGCCCCGUAAUUCCACGUCGGGAUCGACGACAAUCAAGUAGCCUGUUUAAUGUGUCAACUAAUAGGGAGCUUACCAAACUACCAGCGAUAAAAGAAGCGGACGCAAUGGAACGUGAAGAACUAUUCAUCCAGAAAUUGCGGCAGUGUUGUGUGGUGUUCGAUUUUGCACAGGAUCCAUUAAGUGAUAUGAAAUACAAAGAGGUGAAACGAGCUACACUUAACGAACUAAUCGAUUACGUGUCGACAUGCCGGGACGUUAUCACUGAUAAUGUUUAUCCAGAGGCCAUAAAUAUGUUUGCUGUCAAUCUCUUUCGACCACUUUCUCCACCAACUAAUCCUAUAGGUGCAGAAUUCGAUCCUGAUGAGGAUGAGCCUACGCUUGAGGCGGCUUGGCCGCAUUUGCAGCUUGUUUACGAGUUCUUUCUCCGUUUCCUGGAAUCGCCUGACUUCCAGUCAUCCAUAGCAAAGAAGUACAUUGAGCAUAAAUUCAUGUCCCGUCUACUGAUGAUUAUGGAUUCGGAAGAUCCUCGAGAACGGGAUUUUCUCAAAACAACUUUGCAUAGAAUAUAUGGGAAAUUUCUAGGCAUGAGGGCAUAUAUCCGAAAGCAGAUCAACAACAUCUUUUAUUGUUUUAUUUAUGAAACCGAGCGUCAUAAUGGCAUUGCGGAAUUGUUAGAAAUACUUGGAAGUAUUAUCAAUGGAUUUGCACUUCCGCUCAAAGAAGAACACAGAACGUUUUUACUUCGAGUACUGUUACCUUUACAUAAGGUGAAGUCUUUGUCGACAUAUCACCCUCAGUUGGCGUAUUGCGUAGUUCAAUUCCUCGAGAAGGAUCCAUCACUCACCGAACCUGUAAUUUUGGGUCUGCUAAAAUUUUGGCCUAAAAUUCACAGUCCAAAGGAGGUGAUGUUCCUUAACGAAUUGGAAGAAGUUCUAGAUGUUAUAGAGCCUGCAGAAUUCCAGAAAGUUAUGGUUCCAAUGUUUACACAAUUAGCGCGAUGCGUCAGUAGUCCUCAUUUUCAGGUUGCUGAACGUGCACUCUAUUACUGGAACAAUGAGUAUGUGAUGUCGCUGAUUGGAGAAAAUGCUGCUGUAAUCCUACCAAUAAUGUUCCCGGCAUUGUACAAAAAUAGUAAAUCACAUUGGAAUAAAACAAUCCAUGGUUUGAUCUACAACGCGUUGAAGCUAUUAAUGGAAAUCAAUCAGAAACUGUUUGAUGAAUGCUCGCAAAACUAUGCUAAGGAGCGUUCAAUGGAGAAAGUUCGGCAGGAAGAAAAAGAGAGAAUGUGGCAAUUGAUAGAGCAGAUUGCGCGAAAAAAUCCUAAGUAUAGUGAAGUACAGACCCUUUUUGGCAGUGUGAAUGGGGUGACAUGUGACAUGGAGGCCUUAUCAAUAAGAUCAAGCAGGCUUGCAACAUCGACCGAAGAUGAAGCUAUUCAAUUAAAUAAAGAGGAAAUCAUUCGAAAUAUGCUAAAUAGGGUGAGUUUUGUUGCCUACGGCAUAUGUUUACCUUGA